GAACAACGGCUUGUACGACUAUAGUUUCAGUGACUACUUACAAGGCACUCCCAGUCGGUUGACAAGAGCAGUGACUACGUGUGAGGCUCCGAUAACGGACGGCGUAUUGACAACUCACAUCAAAGAGACUAGGCGGCGCAGUACGCGGCUGUAUCUACUCCGACACGGAUUGAUAUCAAUCCGUACCAACAUCAAGUCGCCGUUACUAGGGCUCCUUGCACGCACGCAUUCAACACUCGGUUGGAAAUGCAGCGGCCAUCGCGGAGACUCUGGUGACCAGUGCUGCCAUGCCUACACGGGUGUUGAUCCACGACUACCCUCAUCGGACUCUGGCAUUGGCCACUGACGAACAUGUGCUGGUCUUUCGACACACCCAUUCCCCUCCGCCGGAGGGCUCAAAGAUAUCGAGCACGACCAGCCUACCAUCGGAGAAUUUGAACCGUUCGAAUCUAACUCCGCGAUGUAUGGUGGAGUUUGGCGAAAGAUCAUCCAUCGACCUGACCCUGUUUCACUCAGUAGCCGCCGCUAAGGGCACCUUGGGGCUGAUCACGCUCAACAACGAUGUUUUUCUUUGUGUCAUUACCGGCUCGGAGAUUGUGGCUACGGUCCGACCCGGAGAGCUGGUGCACAAGAUUUUUGCGGUCGAGUUCUAUUGCCUCAAUCGUGCGGAUUACGACCAUGCCUAUGGUCCAUACCCGAACCCAUACCCCGGACAGACCUUCCAAUCGGAUGAUGUCGAUUACGGAGGAGGUUAUGACCAGAGUGACUCAAGCGCCGAGCACCCUUUUCAUGCCUUGAAGAAGCUCUUGAGCAACGGGCACUUUUACUACAGCGUCGACUUUGACCUUACACGACGACUUCAGGACCGUGCCGAGGAGUUCUCUACGGUCGACAUCUCCAGCCUUGAUGAAGGGCUUCUGUGGAAUUCUUACAUGAUCGACCCUCUCUUGAAAUUCCGAAGCAGGCUGACUGACCACGAGCGUAACGAGCUUGAUCGGUCCCGACUUCUGACUUCGGUCAUUCGGGGGUUUGUCCAGACUCUCACCGUACCGCCCUCGUCAUCCCCGAUUCGCGGCACCACGCCGGGCUUACCAACUACUUUGACAGUAAUCUCAAGACUGUCGUCAAGACGUGCAGGGACACGUUUUAACUCUCGAGGCAUCGACGACGAUGGCAAUGUGGCCAACUUUGUCGAGACCGAAACCGUCUUCUGGUCCAAUACCGGUCUAUGCUUUUCAUACGUGCAGAUCCGUGGCAGUAUUCCUAUCUUUUGGGAGAGUUCAAGUAGCUUGAUCCCGGGACAGCAGAAGAUCCAGAUCACUCGUUCGCCAGAAGCCACGCAGCCCAGCUUUGACAAACACUUUGCUAAUUUGGAAAGGACAUAUGGGGCCGUGCAUAUCGUCAAUCUGCUGAGCGCGUUCAAGCCUGGUGAAGUGGAGUUGACGGAAAGAUAUCGCUAUCAUGUAGCGAGGAGCCCCCUUCGACGUCAUGAAGAGGGCGAAAUGGAAGAACAUCAUCUACUUCGCGAGACAGAAUUCGACUUCCACGAGAAGACCAAGGGCGCCAGUGGUUACGAGGGAGCCCGAGCCAUUCGACCAUAUCUGGAACCUAGUUUGGAGUCUUUUGUCUACUUCCUUUCGGAAGAUAUUUCUGAGGAGACGGUCAUCGACGGAAAGAAGACCAGAGUCAAAAGACCGGUGGUGGUCAUGCAGCAAAACGGAGUGUUCCGUGUCAAUUGUCUGGAUUGCUUGGACCGCACGAACCUCAUUCAGGGCAUGAUCAGUCAAAUGGCCCUUGAGUUGUUUCUAUCGCAUCGUGACGAGCGAGGAAAUUCCGAUUUCUGGAUGCGUCAUUCCACGUUAUGGGCCGACAAUGGGGACGCGCUGUCGAAAAUCUACGCCGGAACGGGUGCGCUGAAGAGUUCAUUCACCAGACAUGGGAAAAUGAGUCUCGCUGGGGCCAUUGCCGAUGCAAGGAAAAGUGCAACACGACUCUAUGUAAACCACUUCGAAGAUAAAAACAAACAAAACACGGUCGAUCUUCUGCUUGGACGACUGGUCGGUCAAAAUAGUGUUGACCUAUAUGAUCCCGUCAACGAUUGGGUCGUUGCGGAAGUGGCAAGGCGACGAGCCGAGUUCGAGACGAGAGACCAGAUUAAUUUGGGUAUGGGCACCUAUAACUUGAACGGAAAGACAAUGGGAGCCAACGAAGACCUUAGUCCGUGGUUGGACGUUCGUGGCAAAGAUCUUGAUAUCGUCGUCGUGGGCUUUCAAGAGCUCGUGGAGUUAAGUCCACAACAAAUCAUGAGCACAGACCCCAAGCGACGGGUUCUCUGGGAGACGGCAGUGAGAAACUGUCUCAACGGAUAUGGACAAGAGAAAUCGGAUGGCCUUCCAGGCAACGAAGACGAAUAUGUGCUUUUGAGAAGUGGUCAACUCGUCGGCGCCGCUUUGAUGGUUUUUGUUCGGUCUAGUCUUCUCGGCCGCAUCAAGAACGUUGAGGGGGCAAUCAAGAAGACUGGCAUGAGCGGAAUUGCCGGUAACAAAGGCGCGGUGGCCAUCCGAAUGGAUAUUGAAAGUACAUCGGUUUGCUUCGUCACUGCACAUCUAGCCGCGGGAUUUGCAAACUAUGAGGAGCGAAACCGAGACUACAACACCAUCACGUCGGGGUUACGGUUUCAACGCAACCGAAGUAUCGAAGACCACGAAAUUAUCGUUUGGGCCGGUGACUUCAACUACCGCAUUGGACUAGGCUAUGAAAAGGUGAGGGCACUGGUCAGCCAGGCCAUGACCGGCCCAGAGAAGGUCCGGGAAGAAGCAUUGGGGAAGCUAUACGAAAACGACCAGUUGAACAUUCAGAUGGUGGUGGGAAAUUGCUUCAACUACUACCGAGAAGGGCGGGUCAAGUUCUUGCCCACUUACAAAUACGACAUUGGCACGGACGACUUCGAUUCCAGUGACAAGCAACGUAUCCCCGCCUGGACCGACCGGAUUGUCUGGAAAAUCAACCACAGAAGCACGGCCGUGCAAGCCGGCGAGAUUUUAGGCACGCAGAUGAAGCAGUUGGAAUAUAAUAGCGUCAUGGCCCUUCGAUUCAGCGAUCACAAACCUGUCUAUGCAACGUUUGAGAUGGGUAUUCUGGUCGUGGACGAGGAGAAAAAGGAAGCCCUGACCAAGAAAAUGUACGCUAAGAGAGCGAAAGAGAUGAAAGUACAUGCGGGCGAUUCAACUGAGGGGUUUGAAGAGAUCAGCAGUGAAGGGGAAGAAGACGAGAACGAAAGCGUUGUGGGAUACGAAAGUAUCCAGGAAGGAUUGCCGCCUGCCAGCAGCGACAGGAGAAAAUGGUGGCUCGACGGGAACAAAGCAGCUCGAAGCACGGUCCGACCUCCGAAAGAAGGGAUGAUGUUGAACAAGAAUCGUGAGGGUAAUCCAUGGAGAGAAAGUACUGAAGAUGAAUGGGUACAGGUCGAGAGGCCUUUGGGCGUGGACAGCAAUGGCGGCGGCGCCGGCAGCAACGCUAACUUCAAUUCCGCCGCUGGCAGUAGAGCUUCCAGCAGGAAACCUGACCCUCCACCAUCUCGAGGAACUAGAAGGAUGGUCCCGCCUCCGUGGGAAGGAGAGAGACAAGUCUCUUCAUCCACAAUACCGAAAUCGAAUAACACAUCGCUUCAAGCACCCGCACCACCGACUCCACGACGUGUUUCUGCCGCCUCUGGAAUCAGCACCACCACCACCACUACGGCCAAUUCCAAUACCACCGUUUCAUCAUCAUCAACGAUCCAGCCAGUCACAAGUCGAGGGCCUGGAUCUCAGUCUGCUUCUCCUCAAGUCUCUUCGUCUAGAGCCCUGUCCACCACCCCACCUACAAUGGCAAUGGCAAUGGCAAAGAAACUCCCACCGCCAAAACCAGCCAAACCAUCAAAUUUGACUUCGCCAUCACCGACUCCGACUCCGACUCACACUGAAAUUCAUCCUCCACGAACAAGUCCAACUGAAGACCAACAGCCUCCGCCAUUACCCAAGCGGACGGGGACAACUAGUUCCACAUCAUCGUUCGUCAGUGCCCGAGAUUCAGUGUCGUCUGAGCCUGCAGGAGCUCACAAAGGAACUCCUACUCCUCCACAACCUCCACCGCGUGGUGUGUCACUGCUGCAGCAGAGUCAAAAGCAAAGUCAAAGCCAGAGACCACAGACGCGCGAUGGUGGCAGCGGUAGUAGUAUUGGUUCCGUUGUCCAGUCUCAGUCUCCACGAAUCAGUAGCGCUCCAUCCCGUCAGCCUCACGCAGAGUCGGAAGUUGCACCACCUUUACCGCCACGGAGGACGAACAUAAACAGUUCUGCUUUGAAUGACAGUAACGGCGGUCCCGAUAUGUCUAGGAUGGAUUCCAGCCGGUAUACCAAUGGUAUUGGCAAGGAACCUACCGGCGAUUUAUUGGGCACUGACGAUUCCGAUUCCGAUUCCGCGGCGGGAAGACGUGGGCUGGAUAAGUACAAGCCUCUCUUACCUGGCUGAAUGAGAUCUUGACCGCACGCAGACGAUUUGUGCCAAAGAGGACGGGACGUGGCCAAGGUGGUCGGUCAUUGGUCGUCUAUGUCCUUGCAACGGAUGGAUACAGUAUGUGUCUUGUCUCUACCCUACCUGGGGUCUUUGCGUUUGACUGCAGGUGGUGGGCUGCCAGUGCCAGUGUGCUGGAAAAUGAGAAUGAAAAUGCAAAUGGAAUACUGAAUCAAAAUCAGAACCAGAACCAGAAUCAGCUGUAUCAUGUACAGUACUAACUGCCAGAUAUCGAUCUACUUUGGUACCUAGGUUUAGGUAGUAUUAGUAGUCCCUACAGUACCUUGCAUAGCAAUACGCAAGCCUGGCUUAUCUAUCUACUGUCAACCACUAGUAUGUCGCAACGUUUAACAGAUCUCCUAGGGGCUACGGUGCCAUGGAACAGAAAUGGAAUACUAGUAAUCAUCAGA
This is a messenger RNA of Exophiala dermatitidis NIH/UT8656, 4963 nucleotides long. RefSeq names its product inositol-1,4,5-trisphosphate 5-phosphatase. The transcript is spliced from 3 exons. The coding region runs from base 288 to 4511 and encodes 1407 amino acids. Gene Ontology annotation, biological process: phosphatidylinositol dephosphorylation. Gene Ontology annotation, molecular function: phosphatidylinositol-4,5-bisphosphate 5-phosphatase activity; phosphatidylinositol-3,5-bisphosphate 5-phosphatase activity. The record is from RefSeq and is a predicted model, not a curated record. Lineage: Eukaryota; Fungi; Ascomycota; Eurotiomycetes; Chaetothyriales; Herpotrichiellaceae. Gene Ontology annotation, cellular component: cytoplasm; membrane.